AUGGCCAAAGUCCCUGACCUCUUUGAAGACCUGAAGAACUGUUACAGUGAAAAUGAAGACUACAGUUCUGAAAUUGACCACCUCUCUCUGAAUCAGAAGUCCUUCUAUGAUGCAAGCUAUGAGCCACUUCAUGGGGACCACAUGAAUAAGUUUAUGUCCCUGGAUACCUCGAAAACCUCUAAGACAUCCAAGCUUAGCUUCAAGGAGAAUGUGGUGAUGGUGGCAGCCAAUGGAAAGAUUCUGAAAAAGAGACGGUUGAGUUUAAAUCAGUUCAUCACCGAUGAUGACCUGGAAGCCAUUGCCAAUAAUACAGAAGAAGAAAUCAUCAGGCCCAGAUCAGCGCAUUACAGCUUCCAGAGUAACGUGAAAUACAACUUUAUGAGAGUCAUCCACGAGGAAUGCAUCCUGAACGACGCCCUCAAUCAAAGUAUAAUUCGAGAUAUGUCAGGUCCAUACCUCACAGCUGCUACAUUAAAUAAUCUGGAUGAAGCAGUGAAAUUUGACAUGGUUGCUUAUGUAUCAGAAGAGGAUUCUCAGCUUCCUGUGACUCUAAGAAUCUCAAAAACUCAACUGUUUGUGAGUGCUCAAAAUGAAGACGAACCUGUCUUGCUAAAGGAGAUGCCUGAGACACCCAAAAUCAUCAAAGAUGAGACCAAUCUCCUCUUCUUCUGGGAAAAGCAUGGCUCUAUGGACUACUUCAAAUCAGUUGCCCAUCCAAAGUUGUUUAUUGCCACAAAGCAAGAAAAGCUGGUGCACAUGGCAAGCGGGCCACCCUCGAUCACUGACUUUCAGAUAUUGGAAAAAUAG
Molecule: messenger RNA, 807 nt
Organism: Rangifer tarandus platyrhynchus (Svalbard reindeer)
Lineage: Eukaryota; Metazoa; Chordata; Mammalia; Artiodactyla; Cervidae
Source: the annotation of a GenBank genome assembly